This is a messenger RNA of Hordeum vulgare subsp. vulgare (domesticated barley), 2173 nucleotides long. RefSeq names its product putative receptor-like protein kinase At4g00960. Gene Ontology annotation, biological process: protein phosphorylation. The coding region runs from base 42 to 1985 and encodes 647 amino acids. The transcript has 6 exons. The record is from RefSeq and is a predicted model, not a curated record. Gene Ontology annotation, molecular function: ATP binding; protein kinase activity. NCBI's taxonomy places the organism in Eukaryota, Viridiplantae, Streptophyta, Magnoliopsida, Poales, Poaceae.
UCAAACGCCGAACACAGCCAUCACCGGUGCGUGCACCCACCAUGCCGUCGGUGAAGGUGAAGCCUCCGUCCACGGCGCCGCACAUGUUGCUCCUCGUCCUCCUCGCGGCGAGCCUCGGAGCUUCACAAGCGUGGGUACAGUGCGGCCCCUCGGCCGCUUCUCCCUCCCCAGCACCUGCACCUGCACCAUCGCCGGCGUCGUCCACCACCGCAAACAGCAGCGUGUUCCGGGCCAAUAUCCUGGCACUCCUCGACGAGCUCCCGCAUGCGACGGCGCCCACGGGCUUCGCCUCCCUCUCCCGGGGCACCGGCAGCGACCGCGCCUUCGUCCGCGGCCUCUGCCGCGGCGACCUCGCCGAGUCCGUGUGCCUGGCCGACCUGCAGGAGGCCGUCCGGAACCUGAGCGGCAGGUGCGCCUCCAGCCGGAGCGCGGGGGCGUGGUACCGCCAGUGCUACAUCAGCUACGCCGACACCAACGACUCGGCCGUCUACGAGGGGCGCAUCGGCGGGAUACUGUACGACACCCGCAGGGUGGCCGACGCGGACAGCUACCAGCGGACGUACUACGCGCUGAUGAGCCGCCUGGUGGCGCGCGCGGCCGGCGGCGGCAACCGGUCGGCGCGGACGAGCAUGUUCGCGACGGGAGAGGCGGUGUACGCCGGCGACGACCCCAACGGGACGAUGUACGGGCUAGUGCAGUGCAUGAGGGACCGCAGCGACGCCGAGUGCCAGCAGUGCCUGCAGUCGCUGGUGCCGAAGCUGCCGACGUGCUGCCGGGGGUAUCAGGGAGGGGUGGCAAUGGACUUCAACUGCCACCUCCGGGUCCAGUUGUACACCUACUACGACCUGGCGCUCGACGCGCCGCCUCCGGCUCCGGCUCUCCCACCGCCGUCGCCGCCGUCCACCGGAGAAAACCCCGGUGGUGCUAGAGAAGAUAGCAGCACCACGUACGUUAGUUCGGAGCAGUUUACUCUGCCGUUGCUGAGGGCGGCGACGGGCAACUUUGCCGCGGAAAACAAGCUGGGCGAGGGAGGUUUCGGCCAGGUUUUCAAGUGGGAUGGUAAGAUGCCGAAUGGACAGGCGAUAGCAGUGAAGAGGCUGUCCCAGAGCUCCUCACAGGGGUUCCACGAGCUGAAAAACGAGCUGGUGCUGGCAGCCAAGCUCGGGCACAGGAACCUCGUGCAGCUCCUCGGGGUCUGCUUGGAGGAGAAAGAGAAGCUGAUCGUCUACGAGUACCUGCCAAACAGGAGCCUCGACACCCUCCUUUUCGAUAACGGGAGGCGGCGGCGGCGGCGGCAUGGCCUGGACUGGAGGAAGAGGCACACCAUCAUCUGCGGGCUUGCCCGUGGACUGCUCUACCUCCACGAGGAGUCGCGGCUGAGGGUCAUCCACCGGGACCUCAAGCCCAGCAAUGUGUUGCUGGACGAGCACAUGAACCCCAAGAUCUCCGACUUCGGCCUGGCUCGUGCAUUCCGGGGAGACCAAUCCAGAGACGUCACCAAGCGAGCGGCCGGCACCCUCGGGUACAUGUCGCCGGAGUACGCCUACUGCGGCCACGUCUCCGUCAAGUCGGACAUGUACAGCUUCGGCGUCAUCGUGCUCGAGAUCGUCACCGGUCGGAGGAACAGCAGCGCCGGCCAAGACCAGGCUGCAGCUAGCAGCUUGUUGAGCGAGGUGUGGGAGAAGUGGAGGGCCGGGACGGCGGCGGAGAUGGCGGACGCGUCGCUGGGCGGCCAGUACCCUCGGCCUCAGCUGCUCAGCUGCGUGCACAUCGGCCUCCUCUGCGUGCAGAAGAAACCGGAGCUCAGGCCCGACGCGUCGGAGGUCGUGCUCAUGCUCAGCAGCCAGUCCACGUCGCGCCGGGCGCCCUCCAGGCCAGCCUUCUACGCCGGCUCCACCACGGGAGCGGUCGCCGCCUCAAGUGCUCGUCGUUGCGAAAAUGUUUCACGGAAUGGUGUCACCAUGUCGGAGCUUGAACCGAGGUAGCAGCUGGGUACUAGUAGUAGUACUACAAAAAAGAACAGGUUUGACUGCAUCUCACAUACCUGCACUAAGGAGUACGAAUUCAAAAAAUGACCAAUGUAACGUAGGUAUCAAAAAAAUUCUUGAUGGGAUAGUAUAUUUUGUCCACUUUUCAAUUGUUAACCUCAUUGAUUAAGGACCUCUUAGAUUCA